UGUACUACACCCAUCCCAAUACAGACAUCCCAUCUACUCUACUGAGCACAGCACAGCACAGCACAGUACAUACAUCCAGGACAACAAAGCACCACCUAACUAACCUGCCAGUUCCAGCCACCCCUACCUACCUAUACCGUCACCUCCAGUCCAGUCCACAGGCAGAGCAGCUGACUACAAGAAGACAGAUCCACACCUCACCUCACCUCGCUCCCCCCUGGACAUGAAACCUCUGGCCCUCUCUUGCCUGUUGUGUUUAGCACUGUGUAGUGUGCUGGGUUCAGCCAGCUACAGCACCCAUGACUCUCUGCUGGGCGCCUCCGGUGACCUUCAAAUAUCCAGUGAAUAUGACGACCUUGAGAAGGAGAGGAUGGAGGACAUGGACAUGACCUUGCCAAAAGUUCAUCUAGGGUUAGAGGACAUGGGAGAGUCCGGCCUGGGAAGUGGACGAGGGCGCAACAGGAGGAAAGGCAAGGACAGAAAGAAGAACAAGAAAGCCUUCACGCCCAGCCAGAGGCACCACAGUACGCACACGCACACCAGCUCCGGCUCCAGCUCCAGCUCCUACACCACCGUGGAGGACCUGUGCUUCACCACACACAGAGACUUCUGCGUCCACGGCCAGUGCAAGUUCAUGGAGGACCUCAGGGAGCCUUUGUGCAUCUGUCAGGUGGGCUUCGAGGGGAAGCGCUGUGCCGUGCAGCUGAUGAAGACGGGGCACAGGGAGGAAGAGGAGGAGGAGGAUGAUGAGACCCACGCACACACCGCACUCCUGGUCAUCGCAGUCAUGCUCUCCAUCAUUAGCUGCUCCGCACUGCUGCUCACCAUCUGCGUACACUAUAAGACUCAGCGCCGAUUUCAAGCUGCUUUCUUCAACACCGAUGAAAAGGAGACCCCCCUGAAAAACAAUAUGAUAUAGGACCGGUGCAGGCCCAAGGAGUGACUCCUUCUAUGGAGCCCAGCAGACAUACCCCACCACUUUAUUCACCGACCAUCCACCGUCAAGACCUGCCUUGUCCCCAUUGGUGCACAACUGAAUGUUAUUAUUAUCAUCAUUAUUAUUAUUUUUGUACUGCUUCACUUUGUUUCAAUCCUUUAAAAAAAAGUUCAUAUUCUCUUUAAAUGUGCUGUACACUACGGGCUAGAGGUAAACUCAGAUGGGAUAUCACAGUAUGUGCUCCAUAGUGACAUUAUAGAUCGAUAUUCAUAAUACACCAAAGAAAGAAGUGUCCAUGAACUGCAUGCAUAUAGUGACUAUUGAGAUAUGAGCCAUAUUGUGUAUUAAAAUCUGUUUGUAUUGUUAUUAUAUUUCUCUAGGUAAAAAGCACCUCUUCUCCAAAUUGUAUUUUAUUUUUGAAAUUGAAAUUCCAUUUACACCUGGCAGUAUUAUGUGUCUUUAGUGUAUCUGAAUGUUGUCACAUCGCUUUCCAUUGUUGUUGGUUCAUUUGGUCAUGGGUGUGUUAAGUGUAAUUUUCACGUUUUCUAAUGUUUAAUGCAUAUUUAAUUGGAUUUAAAUCGUUUCCAAAGUCAGGGUUAUCACACUGUGUAAAUGCUAAUCUACAGUGUGGCUGUGCUUAUAUAAACCCUCUGAAGUGUUAAAAACAACUCUGUAUGUGGAUACAUGGCAAUUGUACUCGUGCUUCUGCAUAACGUGAUCAUGGAUGUCAAGUCUUAGUAUGCGAUGUAUUAGCCUGAUUAUCAUCGACUUUCAUAACUUUCGAGACUUGGUCUAACUAAGAGCAUAACAAUGAACAUUUCCCAAACGGCAUGGUUGACCCGCCUCCCUUGGUUUGCUACUGGUUGUUUGCUUCCUGACAAAGUGGGAGGAGUUCCUGAUUUUUUGUGAGCUCAGAAACGAUAUUUGUAUUGCUCUUGGCCUGACUAGAAGCAACGCUGAAGGUGUUGUGUGACUAGGAGGGCACGGCCUGGCUAGCAAUGUGUAUAUGCCCUUGCCUAUUAUACACAUACAUGCAUACCUAGGUCUGGCCACAGUCAAGUAGACUGGAGUACGAUGUAAUGCCAGGUGUAAAUCUAGAGUUUGUGAGUGAGUUCCAAUAUGCAACCUUGCGUCCUCCACUUGUGCUUGUGGCCUCUACCAGGAAGUAAUGUCAUGAUGACAUCACUGACAACAGCAUUAUAUUUCAAUAUCUUGCAAGAGCUUUAUUGUAAAGUAAUUUUCUCAUUUGCAAACUGGAUUGUGAAUGUAGAAUAGUCCCCCCAAAAAUGUUUUGGCUAGGCUGACGGUGGGGAAACUUUAUUGCUUUCUUUACGGAGGAGGGGCCAGGAGGCGGGGCGAGGUCACAAGCACAAGUGGAGGACGCAAGGUCGCAUAUUGGAAUGCACCCUAUGUGUUUACUUAUUUAUUGACCUUGGCACUUCAGUAUAGUUGACCUAAUAAUGCCUUAUUUAUUACAAUAUUUCAUGUCUAAAGUUAAUGUCAUCAUUUAAGACCUUUAAAAGUUUAACAGUGAAAGAAUA
This is a messenger RNA of Engraulis encrasicolus (European anchovy), 2478 nucleotides long. RefSeq names its product amphiregulin (gene areg). Lineage: Eukaryota; Metazoa; Chordata; Actinopteri; Clupeiformes; Engraulidae. Gene Ontology annotation, molecular function: growth factor activity; epidermal growth factor receptor binding. Gene Ontology annotation, biological process: epidermal growth factor receptor signaling pathway; positive regulation of cell population proliferation. The record is from RefSeq and is a predicted model, not a curated record. Bases 224 to 919 code for a protein of 231 amino acids. The transcript is spliced from 6 exons.